UGUAUACUUUCGGUGACAGUGUUAUGGGUUCGAUGGGUUCCGCACGCCAACAAACUCCGAAUUUCGGAGUCCGAAAUACCUGUUGGGUGGCAUGGGAGUAAAAACAGCAAAAAAUAUCGAAGUUUGUUGACAUGCGGAACCCACCGACAGUUAUAGUAAGUACUAAUUGACACUAGCGCUGCCCGACCAUGCGGCGUUACAAAACGACCUACGUUCUACGUAACUUAACUGCUGUCAGCAUUUGCGGAAUACACAAAACCAAAUGUCAUUCACGCCGUACUUACAUUUGAACAGACAACAUGUCAUUCCUAUACUUUGCCUAUGGUAGCAACAUGCUAACAAAAAGAAUUCACAUCAACAAUCCAACAGCCGUGCAAAGAUACAUAGGUAAACUCAAGGACUACAGGCUGGAUUUUAACAUGUUUGCUAAAAGAUGGCACGGUGCGGCAGCAACGAUUGUUCCCCAACAGGGUUCUGAAGUUUGGGGUGUAGUUUGGGAAAUCAACAUGAGCAAUUUGCCUGAUUUGGAUAAUCAAGAGGGAGUGAGCAGCAACGUUUACUGUCCCAAAAUUGUAAAGAUCGACACUACAGGAGGAAAAAGCUUGGAAUGCAGAGUUUAUCAGCAGUGCCAGUUACCAGAUAAAUAUGUCGAGCCGAGCCUUUUGCCCCCUAAUAGGCAACCUUCUUUGAUUUAUUUAAAUACAAUGAUCAAAGGUGCCAAAGAGUUUAACAUUCCAAACGAUUACAUAAAAUUCCUUGAAACUUUUCUUCAUAAUGGAUACAAUGGUGAAGUAGAGGUUGUCGGUAUUCGAUGAAAAAAAAAAUUGAAAGCCUUGGGCUAAUGAAUAUUGACUUUGGUUAAAGUUUUAAAAUUAAUAAUUCUAACAGUUGACUACUUAAUUCCAGUUGCAGUAAAUCAAAAAGGAUGAAUAAAAAUUUUUAAUUUC
Copidosoma floridanum is the source of this 947-nucleotide messenger RNA. RefSeq names its product gamma-glutamylcyclotransferase. Lineage: Eukaryota; Metazoa; Arthropoda; Insecta; Hymenoptera; Encyrtidae. Gene Ontology annotation, molecular function: gamma-glutamylcyclotransferase activity. The record is from RefSeq and is a predicted model, not a curated record.